GAACUGUACCUCCUGCUCUUAUAUAAACAGCAUCUGCGCAGUCUAUGCUGAAACAGCAUAUCCUCCAUCGUAAGUCAUCGUCUACGGCAUCGACAUUCCAGAUGGCACCACCAUCAAUCCGUUGCGUUAUUUGUUUGAGUCUGAUACCAUUGCUGUUGCUUUCCUCAACUGUUGCCAAGAAGAGAACGUUGCAGAAGCGAAGCUUCACCGCUCUUGGUUGUAUGGGAAUAUACGACAAGGCCAAGUUUGCUCGGCUGAGCAGAGUAUGCGAGGAAUGCUAUAACCUCUACAGACUUCCCAGCGUGCAAGACGAUUGCAGGUCCAACUGCUUCAAAAAUAGCAUGUUUCCGGAUUGUGUGUCAGCCCUGUUACUGGAAUCAGAAGAACAAAAGCUCGACCAUUUUGUGAAUUAUUUGUAUGGAAAGAAAAAGUGAUUCUUCGAUAUUAAUUCCAGCAUUACCUACCAUUCUCAAACAAGAAAAAA
Limulus polyphemus (Atlantic horseshoe crab) is the source of this 484-nucleotide messenger RNA. Its product is annotated as ion transport peptide-like. The record is from RefSeq and is a predicted model, not a curated record. The transcript has 3 exons. Gene Ontology annotation, biological process: circadian rhythm. Bases 45 to 434 code for a protein of 129 amino acids. Gene Ontology annotation, cellular component: extracellular region. Gene Ontology annotation, molecular function: neuropeptide hormone activity. NCBI's taxonomy places the organism in Eukaryota, Metazoa, Arthropoda, Merostomata, Xiphosura, Limulidae.